This is a messenger RNA of Oppia nitens, 1662 nucleotides long. RefSeq lists its product as uncharacterized. The transcript is spliced from 2 exons. Gene Ontology annotation, molecular function: protein binding. Gene Ontology annotation, cellular component: SCF ubiquitin ligase complex. The record is from RefSeq and is a predicted model, not a curated record. Gene Ontology annotation, biological process: SCF-dependent proteasomal ubiquitin-dependent protein catabolic process. Bases 1 to 1662 code for a protein of 553 amino acids. NCBI's taxonomy places the organism in Eukaryota, Metazoa, Arthropoda, Arachnida, Sarcoptiformes, Oppiidae.
AUGUCGUUCAAUUUAGACGACGAUUUAUGUGAACUAAUCCUAUCCUACAUGUCCUUCGAGGACAGGCUACACAUGGAAUGUGUGAGCCGUCAAUGGUCCAGGGUCAUCUAUACAAGUAUACAUAGAUCACACAAUAAUAUAUGGAAUUGUAUUGAAAAUAGUACCCCUCAAAUAAAGUUGGCUAAACUGAAACUACUGUUCCGCAAAUGUAACCAACUGACCAAUUUCAACUACUCUAAUCUUCUAUGUGAUAGGCGUGUCAUGUCUAUGAUUGCUACAAACUGUGAUAACAUUUGCCGGCUAACUGUGCGCUUCGAGAGCUCAAUAAAUCCGAUUCAAGUGGCAAUACAAGAAAUGUUUGCCAAAAAAUGUGGACCUAAUUUAUUGUCAAUCAAUAUCUGUGAAUAUGAUUACGAUGACUAUAAUUCGGGUUACUAUCUCGAACAUCUCAUAGUAUAUAAAAAUUAUUAUCAACAUUUAUGUGAUAUAUGUGUGCCAAUUGAUUCAUACUAUAGUUAUUUAUUAUUUUUAAAGUUUACUGAUAAAUAUAGUAAUCAAUUGUCACAAUUGAAGUUAAUAUUUAAUUUUAAUGCAUUUCAUAUACCAAUGAAUGAAAUGAUAGAAGAUUUACCAGUAUUUAGUAAAUUACAAAAACUAACACUGAUUUUAAAAGGAGGAAAAUUAGACCUAAGCUCCGGUAGUGUACAGUUGGCCACAAAAUUUCCCAAAUUAACACAUCUGGACAUUGACUGUCGAUUUGAUGCCCAGAAACCAGACGGACCGUUACUUUCAAAAUUAUCGGCAUUCAAAACAUUGAAGUCAUUGAAAUUGAAAAUCCGUAUCAAAGAUGUCGAGUUGGGUUCGUUACAGUCAUUACAGGCAAACCGGUUACGGGAGCUCUACAUUGUUUGCCAAACACUCAGUGACAAACAUUUUGAAGACAUAGACAAAUAUUUUCCAUAUUUAGAAAAACUUGAGAUAAAAACACUACAAUUUUUGUCAAACACAACAUUAGAGUCGUUGGCAAAACUAAGACAAUUGCGAUCAUUAAGAAUAUUCUGUAAGCCUUAUUGUAAUACAUUUAUCAAUGAUAUCGGUAUUCAUACAUUACUCAAUGGAUGUCCAUCAUUGAAAACUGUUGUAUUUAAAUGUGGCCUAAAUAUUACCGAAAUGACAAUCAUAGCGGUCAUGUGUUGGGCCGAGAGGUCACCCGAUAGGCAUCAUGUGUUUGAGUACUGUUGGGGACACUAUAAGCCCGGUUUGGACGUAGAGAUUAACUUUAAUGCCGAUGGCGAGGAACUGGAGUCAUUUCAACAAGAUAUCAAUCAGAUAAAUGCUAUGAUUUACUUAAGGAAUUUGGAGGUAAUUCCCAAUAAUUUACAUAUCUAUUGCAGGGAAUAUGAUAGUUAUAUUAAAGUUAAUAUAAAUGAAUACGAUAUGAUUGCAUAUAAGGGACACUUAAAUCUAGAUAAAGAGUUAAUGUAUGGAUUAAAUGAAACAGUUUUUGAUAGUUCACUCGGAUAUAGUUAUAGAAUAAGCGAUUCAUAUUUAGUUACAUCAUAUAAUCCAAAUAAUACAAAUACGUUAAGUUUUAGAGAUAUGUAUUUUAUGAAAUCUAAAAAAGUUACCAUGAUCAGAUAUUUACUUGAUUGUCUCAAUUAA